Gekko japonicus is the source of this 2737-nucleotide messenger RNA. RefSeq names its product KIAA0930 ortholog. The transcript has 9 exons. The annotation marks the transcript as partial. Lineage: Eukaryota; Metazoa; Chordata; Lepidosauria; Squamata; Gekkonidae. The record is from RefSeq and is a predicted model, not a curated record.
UUUUUAGGGUGUUUCAAAGAUGACCGCAUUGUGUUCUGGACAUGGAUGUUUUCCACGUACUUUAUGGAGAAAUGGGCUCCCCGGCAGGAUGACAUGCUUUUCUACGUCCGUCGAAAAUUGUCCUACGUAAGUGGCGAUAAUACAGAUGGGAAGAAGGCUGAAGUUGAGGUUUACCGUAGGGAUUCUAAGAAGCUGCCUGGCCUGGGGGAUCCAGAUAUUGACUGGGAAGAGAGUGUCUACUUGAACCUCAUCCUGCAAAAGCUGGAUUACAUAGUGACGUGUGCUGUGUGUACCCGUUCAGAUGGAGGGGACAUCCACGUCCACAAGAAGAAAUCCCAGCAAGUCUUUGCGUCUCCAAGCAAGCACCCGAUGGACAGCAAAGGGGAGGAAUCCAAGAUCAGCUACCCAAACAUAUUCUACAUGAUAGACAACUUUGAAGAGGUAUUCAGCGACAUGACUGUCGGGGAAGGCGAGAUGGUCUGUGUGGAGCUGGUGGCCAGUGACAAAAGCAACACUUUCCAAGGCGUCAUCUUCCAAGGAUCCAUCCGCUACGAAGCUCUCAAGAAGGUUUAUGACAACAGGGUAAGCGUUGCAGCGAAAAUGGCGCAGAGGAUGUCCUUUGGCUUUUACAAGUUCAACAACAUGGAGUUUGUGCGCAUGAAGGGGCCACAGGGGAAAGGCCAUGCAGAAAUGGCAGUGAGUCGUGUUUCAACGGGUGAUACUUCUCCCUAUGGAACGGAGGAAGAUUCGAACCCCGGCUCACCUCUGCAUGAGAGAGUCACUUCCUUCAGCACUCCCCCAACUCCUGAACGCAACAACCGCCCCUCUUUUUUCUCCCCAUCCCUCAAGAGAAAAGUGCCCCGGAAUCGAAUUGCUGAAAUGAAGAAGUCUCACUCAGCCAACGAUAGUGAGGAGUUCUUCCGAGAUGACGAGGAGGGAGAUCUGCACAAUGCCACGAACCUCCGGUCACGGUCCUUGUCUGGCACCGGAAGGUCUCUUGUGGGUUCGUGGCUGAAGCUGAACAGAACGGACGAAAACUUCCUACUCUAUGCACACCUAACCUACGUCACAUUACCAUUGCAUCGAAUUUUAACAGAUAUUCUGGAAGUGCGGCAGAAACCGAUUCUGAUGACAUAGCGGAGAGCUUGGCACUGACAUGGGACCCUUGCUGCCAAGUGCCUACAACCAACUGUCAACAGCACCAUCUAGUGUCAGGAGUUAAACAUUACACUGGAAAAAGGGAUGUCUUGGAAUAACCAGCCAGCCAAUCAAGAAGUGCCUCUUCCUUCUUUUCCCUUCCUCUGCUGUACAUCUUUUGUGCAUACUUAAAAAAAAAAUUAAAAGACUUUAUAGUUGCAACUGGCAGCAACCUUUCCCACCACUACAACAAUUGGGGCUGUGUUUAAGAAAAAAAAAAGGCUUUAUGGAGAAUUAGUUGCAGUAUUUACGUUGUAACUGGAAAUAAAGCAACACGAACAGAAUGUAUUAAUCCUUAUGUACUCUGGGAGGAAUUUCCAUAGGAUUUCUUUUUUACUGUUGUACCAAUGAACUAUAUUUCAUAGACUGUUGAGAACCUUCCUUCCUUAUCAUGUAACAAAGACAGCUUCAAGUGUGCACAUACAGUUGAAAUGGUGGCAGAAUAAGGUAACCGUAAAGGAAAGUGGACUUGGGCAGAGUGCAUUGUGGCUCCGCGUCAGGUUGGAACUCGACAGGUUAUUUUCUCUCCAUGGUAUGUUUUUAAGGUUCACGGUGCAAAUUGAUUCUCUACCAAAGAACAGUGCCGAAGUCCAGCCAGAAGGGUCCAGAGGAGCAAAAUGAACACCGAAGAACUGCCCUGGGCUAACUGCGUAGGACUGGCAGCACUUCCAGAUGUCAAUAUGCCCAUCAGUGGAUGUAAGAAGUACGGAAACACGAAGGACCAUGGUACCCAAUCCCCUGGAGACCUCAGCCGGUUCCGGCGCCCUGGAGAUCACUGGAAAUCAAAGCUCCCAGGAGGCGGCUUCUGGAACGGUUUCUAAAUCAGAUUUUUCACCACCAUUGUAUAAUUUGCCACUGCAUUAAGACUUCCCCAGAUCUUGAUUUGGUGGGUCUGUGGUUUGUGAUGGGGAAUAGAAACCUAGUUAAUGGAGGGGGAAGGGAUGACAUUUGGAAACUGUAGAUCAGGCCUUCUAGAACUGACCAACAGAGAGUGCAUAAAAAGUGCCAUUUUGAGUGUGCCGCAGGCCUCGAUGCUCUGGUUAGACGCAUAGCGCCGCUUCACCAAGGCCAGGCUGUUGUUUUUAAAUAGGUUCUGCCCUUUUUGAGUUUGCACUGGGGCAACCUGCCCGUGGUGUGUUUGGAUGGUACCUCCCGUGUCCUCAACUCUCCUCCUCCCCUCCGGUCCAGAUCACUGUUACGGUGCAGAGAGUUCUUUUGUUGUCACCACGAGGCGAAGAUCAACACACUUGUGUGUAUGUGCUGCGUUUUUUAAAAGCAAAACCUGAGCGGGGAGAGGGGAGGGCAAGAGCCGGGGACGGGUGAGGAGGAGUGAAGUCCUUGAAACUUCUCCGCCCUAAAAAUGCAGCUUGCUGUAAACAGCAGCUCUUGAAAUCUGCACUUAACAUUUCAAAGUGCAUUCACUUACCCUUCAACACUGUCUCAUCUUUUUGAUACUACAUCAGAAGCCGGCUUUGAAAGCGUAGUUGAGCCAGGCUGGUUGGCCAGAUCUAAAGGGCGAGAGAAGGCAGGGAUGGGGGGG